Messenger RNA from Rosa rugosa (rugosa rose), 1923 nucleotides. RefSeq names its product proline-rich protein 4. The record is from RefSeq and is a predicted model, not a curated record. Bases 63 to 1664 code for a protein of 533 amino acids. NCBI's taxonomy places the organism in Eukaryota, Viridiplantae, Streptophyta, Magnoliopsida, Rosales, Rosaceae. The transcript is spliced from 2 exons.
AUGUGAGGCUCCAUAGCCAAGUGAGUGAUCUUCUUCUUUCUUUAUUGGGUUUGGUUCCCCCAAUGAAGAUCUCUCAUCUGUGCCUCUUUUUCUCCUUGCUGCUUUUCGGAGCGAGCAGCUUUUGCUAUGCUGAUGAUCAUAAGACAGUUGAGGUAGUUGGGUUUGGAGAAUGUACUGACUGUGCUGAGAAGAGCAUUAAGACCAGUCAUGCUUUUUCAGGUCUUGGUGUUACGAUCGACUGCAAGGCCGAAAGCGGGCACUUCGAGAGGAGAGGGGUCGGCGAGCUCAAUGAGGAGGGCAAGUUUUCAGUUUCCAUCCCAAAGGAGAUUGUGAAAGAUGGAGGAGAUGGAUUGAAGGAGGAGUGCUAUGCACAGCUCCACAAUGCAAAGGCCACACCAUGUGCUGCUCAUGAUGGACUUGAAUCCACCAAAGUGGUAUUCAAGUCUAAAAACAGUGAUGGGAAACAAACCUUUGGAAUUGUUGGUACUAGACUGAAGUUUUCACCAUCUACAUGCACUUCUGCUUUCUUUUGGCCUCCCUUUAAACACCCACUUCCCAAAUGGACCAAACCACAUCCUCUCUUUGGACACCCAAUAUUCCCUUUCCCUCCAAAAAAAUUCCCUCCAUUCCCACCUAAGAUUACUAUUCCUCCAUUCUAUAAGAAGCCCUGCCCUCCCAAGAUCCCUUUUUACGAAAAGCCCCUCCCCCCGCCAGUCCCAAUUUACGAAAAGCCCCUCCCCCCACCAGUACCAAUAUACAAGAAGCCGCUCCCUCCCCCAGUCCCAAUUUACGAAAAGCCCCUCCCCCCACCAGUACCAAUAUACAAGAAGCCGCUCCCUCCCCCAGUCCCAAUAUACAAGAAGCCUCUCCCUCCACCAGUGCCGGUUUACAAGCCUCCACCAGUGCCGGUUUACAAGAAACCAAACCCUCCACCAGUACCUAUCUACAAAAAACCAUGCCCUCCACCAGUUCCAGUCUACAAGAAACCACUCCCUCCACCAGUACCAGUUUACAAAAAGCCCCAGCCCCCAAAAGCACCCAAAAAAGUGUGCCCUCCACCAGUCCCAGUGUACAAGAAGCCACUCCCUCCACCAGUCCCUGUGUACAAGAAGCCACUCCCUCCACCAGUUCCUGUAUACAAAAAGCCACUCCCUCCACCAGUCCCUGUGUACAAAAAGCCACUCCCACCACCAGUUCCAGUGUACAAAAAGCCACUCCCACCACCAGUUCCAGUGUACAAAAAGCCACUCCCACCACCGGUUCCAGUGUACACAAAACCGCUUCCACCGCCGGUUCCUGUGUACACAAAACCGCUCCCACCACCGGUCCCAGUGUACACAAAACCACUCCCACCUCCAAUCCCAUUUUACAAACCAAAGCCACACCCAUGGUUCAAGCCAAAGCCACACCCAUUUUACAAACCAAAACCACUCCCACCUCCAAUCCCAUUUUACAAACCAAAGCCACACCCAUUUUACAAACCAAAACCACUCCCACCUCCAAUCCCAUUUUACAAACCAAAGCCACACCCAUGGUUCAAGCCAAAGCCACACCCCUUUUUCAAGCACCCAUUCUUGAAGCCUCUGCCUCCAUUCCCCAAGAUUCCUCAUCAUCCUUUCUUUAAGAAACCACCAUACCCACCACAAACUACUCCCAAGGUUUAAUUUGCCCUAGACUGGCCUCUAUUUAUUUAUUUAGUAUUUACAUGUAACUAGCAGGAUGAAUAUUGUUGUGUGAUGAUCAAGCCAUGUGCAUGUGUGGAAUAAUAAAUUAUAAGCCUUCAAACCAUAGAGAGAUAGAGAUCGAGGAGCAGUACUAUUGUUAUAGAGAAAGUGAGAUCGGGAUAACUGAGAGUGAGUACGUACUGCAACUGAAAUAAAGUGUUUCUUGAUUCUAUUUAUUGAUGAGUUUGGCUUGUGUUGA